UGGGGCACAACUCCAUCAGCUGUCCUGGAUCCUCAGGGACAAGAUCUCUCCCAGCUGCCCCCACUGACCCUCCCGAGCUCUCCGGAAAAAAGACAGAAAGCAUCGGUGGCAGCAUGAGCGCUAAAGACCAACCGGUAAUCUCCCUGUUCAUUUUUGCCAUCGGAGUGUAUGCCUGUUUAGGAUUUGCCACAAACCGAAUUAAGAGAGCUGAAGAAUGGGAGGAGGGCCCUCUCUCAGUCCUUUCAGAUGCUCCCAGGACCAAUACUUCUAAUUCCUGCAAAGGCAGAUGCUUUGAGCUCCAAGAGCGUGAGGAUAUGGACUGCCAGUGUGACAACUUGUGCAAGAGUUAUGGUAGCUGCUGCCAUGAUUUUGAUGAACACUGUUUAAAGACAGCCCGUGGCUGGGAAUGCACGAAGGACAGAUGUGGGGAAGUAAGAAACGAAGACAAUGCUUGUCAUUGCUCAGAGGACUGCUUGGCCAAAGGAGACUGUUGUACCAAUUACCAAGUUGUUUGUAAAGGAGAGUCCCAUUGGGUGGAUGAUGAUUGUGAGGAAAUAAAAGCGCCAGAAUGCCCUGCAGGGUUCACUCGCCCUCCAUUAAUCAUCUUCUCUGUGGAUGGCUUCCGUGCAUCCUACAUGAAGAAAGGGAGCAAGGUCAUGCCUAACAUUGAAAAACUAAGAUCUUGUGGCACACAUUCUCCUUACAUGAGACCUGUCUACCCUACAAAAACCUUCCCUAACUUAUACACCUUGGCAACUGGGCUUUACCCUGAAUCACAUGGGAUUGUUGGCAAUUCAAUGUAUGAUCCCGUAUUUGAUGCUACUUUCCACCUUCGAGGACGAGAGAAAUUUAAUCACAGGUGGUGGGGAGGCCAACCAAUAUGGAUUACAGCCAUCAAACAAGGGGUGAAAGCUGGGACAUUCUUCUGGUCUGUCGUCAUCCCUCAUGAGCGAAGAAUAUUAACAAUACUGCAAUGGCUUACCCUUCCGGAUAAUGAAAGGCCUUCUGUGUAUGCCUUCUAUUCUGAACAGCCAGAUGCAGCUGGACACAAAUAUGGCCCAUUUGGCCCUGAGAUGACAAAUCCUCUGAGGGAAAUUGACAAAACUGUGGGACAGUUAAUGGAUGGACUGAAACAACUGAAAUUGCAUCGUUGUGUUAAUGUCAUCUUUGUUGGAGACCAUGGAAUGGAGGAUGUCACAUGUGAAAGGACAGAGUUCUUGAGCUCCUAUCUGACCAACGUAGAUGAUAUUAUCUUGGUGCCUGGAGCCCUGGGAAGAAUUCGUCCUAAGUCUAGUAAUAAUGCGAAAUAUGACCCCCGAACAAUUAUUGCCAAUCUCACUUGUAAAAAACCAGACCAGCAUUUUAAACCUUACAUGAAACAGAACCUUCCCAAACGUCUGCACUAUGCUAAUAACAGAAGAAUUGAGGACAUCCAUCUGCUGGUGGACAGAAGAUGGCAUGUAGCGAGGAAAUCCGUAGAUGUCUAUAAGAAACCAUCAGGAAAAUGCUUUUUCCAGGGAGAUCAUGGAUUUGACAACAAAGUCAAUAGCAUGCAGACUGUUUUUGUAGGUUACGGUCCAACAUUUAAGUACAAGACCAAAGUGCCUCCAUUUGAAAACAUUGAACUUUACAAUGUCAUGUGUGAUCUCCUGGGAUUAAGGCCAGCUCCUAAUAAUGGGACACACGGAAGUUUGAAUCAUCUCCUGCGGACUAAUACAUACAGACCAACCAUGCCUGAUGAAGUUUCAAGACCCCUCUAUCCUGGGGCUCUGUACCUUCACUCUGAUUUUGACUUGGGAUGUACAUGCGAUGAUAAGAACAAACUGGAUGAACUUAAUAAACGCCUUCAUCCUAAAGGGACAACAGAAGCUGAAACCAGAAAAUUCAGAGGCAGCAAAAAUGAAAACAAGGAAAACGUUAAUGGAAUUUUUGAGCCUAGAAAAGAGAGACAUCUCCUUUAUGGUCGACCUGCAGUACUUUAUCGGACUAGAUAUAAUAUCUUGUAUCACCAUGAUUUUGAAAGCGGCUAUAGUGAAUCACUCCUAAUGCCACUGUGGACAUCCUACACUGUUUCCAAACAGGCUGAGGUCUCUAGCAUUCCUGAGCACUUGACCAAUUGUGUACGACCAGAUGUUCGAGUUUCUCCAAGUUACAGUCAGAACUGUUUGGCUUACAAAAAUGAUAAACAGAUCUCCUAUGGAUUCCUCUUCCCUCCCCAUCUGAGCUCUUCUGCAGAAUCUAAAUAUGAUGCCUUCCUUGUCACUAACAUGAUUCCGAUGUAUCCUGCCUUCCAAAGAAUCUGGAAUUAUUUCCAAAGGGUUUUGGUGAAAAGAUAUGCAACUGAGAGGAAUGGAGUCAAUGUCAUCAGUGGACCCAUUUUUGACUAUGACUAUGAUGGCUUACAUGAUACACAAGACAAGAUCAAACAACAUGUUGAAGGAAGCUCCAUUCCAAUCCCCACUCAUUACUACAGCAUCAUUACUAGCUGCUUGGAUUUCACUCAACCUGCUGACAAGUGCGAUGGCCCCCUCUCGGUCUUUUCUUUCAUCCUUCCUCACCGGCCAGACAAUGAGGAGAGCUGCAAUAGCUCAGAAGAGGAAUCCCGAUGGGUUGAAGAUCUCUUGAAGAUGCAUACUGCCCGUGUGAGAGACAUUGAGCAGCUUACCAGUCUGGACUUCUUCCGAAAGACCAGCCGGAGCUACCCCGAAAUCUUGUCCCUAAAGACAUACCUGCAUACAUUUGAAAGCGAGAUUUAACUUUCUUGAUCUUUCUCAGUGUAGCCCUUUAUCAACUGGUGUAUAUUUUUAUAUUGUUUUGUAUUUAUUAAUUUGAAACCAGGACAUUUAAAAAGUUAGUUAUUUUGAUCCUGUACCAAAUCUGGCAUAUUAAGCUCAAGUGUUGCCACCGUUUCUCUCUAAUGCUUAAUUUAGAUAGGCUUACAUUUUGAGUAGAGCUUGUGAUACUGCAGUUUGAGUUUUAGUGGAAGCUUCUGAAUGGUUCUGCAGGAUUGAUAUUUGCAUUGAGGAAAUAUUAAUUUUCUAGUGCACAGUUGCUACAUUUAUAGUUCUGUACUGUAUCGAAAUACUGAACUUGUAAAGUUACAUUCAUUUACUGUUAAUGAUGACAGACAUAUUUAAGCCUUAUAGACCAAAUCUUAAAUAUAAUAAAUCACACAUUCAGUUUUU
Molecule: messenger RNA, 3185 nt
Organism: Trichosurus vulpecula (common brushtail)
Lineage: Eukaryota; Metazoa; Chordata; Mammalia; Diprotodontia; Phalangeridae
Gene: ENPP2
Product: ectonucleotide pyrophosphatase/phosphodiesterase 2
Exons: 26
Coding region: 114-2756 (880 amino acids)
Biological process (GO): phosphatidylcholine catabolic process; estrous cycle; immune response
Molecular function (GO): phosphatidylcholine lysophospholipase A1 activity; nucleic acid binding; polysaccharide binding
Source: RefSeq, a predicted model, not a curated record